Bacillus rossius redtenbacheri is the source of this 520-nucleotide messenger RNA. RefSeq names its product general odorant-binding protein 72 (gene Obp19a). Lineage: Eukaryota; Metazoa; Arthropoda; Insecta; Phasmatodea; Bacillidae. The transcript has 7 exons. Bases 3 to 434 code for a protein of 143 amino acids. Gene Ontology annotation, molecular function: odorant binding. The record is from RefSeq and is a predicted model, not a curated record.
CCAUGAACAGCAUGAAGGCGGUGCUGCUUUCUCUGAUCUUGGUGAUUGCAAUUCAGCUUGGGGCUGCUAUGACUCUGGCUCAAAUGAGGCAAGCCACCAAGCUGGUGAGGAACACGUGUCUACAGCGAACCGGCGCGUCUAAAGAUAGCGUCGAAAAAAUGCAGAUUGGAGAAUUUUCAGAGGAUCGCAAACUUAAGUGCUACACGAAAUGUGUGAUGAGCAUGAUGCAAAGUUUCAAGAACAACAAGCUGAACCCCGACGGAGCUAUGUCUAUAGCCCGGAAGCUUCUCCCGGACAGCCACAAGGAGAGGACCGUGGCUACUAUUGGCCAGUGCAGAGAAGCAGCAACAGGCGUGGAGGACUCCUGUGAGAUGUGUUUUGCAACUGUGAAAUGCAUGUACAACGCCGAUCCUGAGAUUUUUCUAUUUCCUUGAAAAAAGUUCCAGUCAGCAGGAAGUAUACAUUCUAGAAGAAUAAAGGAUUAUUCGGCUAUUCUUCCAUUGCAGUAAUGAACAACGGG